GCCAGUAAUAGUUCGACGUGCUAUGAUGGUGUCGUCGUAUGCUCGGAUUUAAGCCGUAAAUACGGCUUCUUGAGUUGACCAGCGCAGUAUUUUCGACGCACGGGAGCGUUGGUCACACUCAUGAUCGACCUAGCAUGCGUAUCCCAGAGGAGCUGGCUUGCCCUCCAUGGGCUUCCUCAUCAUCGGGAAGGUAGACUCCUAUCAUUUUGACCCCGGUAAAAGGGGGUACCUCUCCGACCGCAUCUCCUGCGGAGAUGACGCACGCCUCCCUUGCGGCAUCACAUCAUAUCGUCAGAGUGUUAUAUUCACAGUCUCCCCAUCGUUAUUCGCAAAUCACAGACAACAAUUAUGCCUUCUUCUCGGACGCCGGAGAAAUCAGUGCGUCCAGCACCCACCUGUGAGCAUCUGCACGACUCAGCUAGUGCUGCUCCGAGUGACAAGCCCGAUGAACCAUCGCCGUUGAAGAGCGGAAAGUUGGAACAUGAAGAAACUCAUCUUGACACUGCUCCUGACGGCGGUGCAAGGGCCUGGCUUGUUGCUGCAGGAGGUUCCGCAAUCUUUUUCUGCUGUCUUGGAUUUUCCAACAGCUUCGGCACCUUUGAGGAGUAUUACCUCUCCCAUCAGCUUCAAGACAAGAGUCCGAGUGAUAUUGCUUGGAUUGGAUCGUUGUCCUCCUUUCUACAAUUCGCUGCGGGCAUGGUUGGCGGACCCCUUUUCGAUUUUUUCGGUAGUUGGAUUAUCAUACCUUCAGCAAUACUCUACGUCUUCGCGCUCAUGAUGCUGAGCCUUUGCGACCAGUAUUGGCAGAUCAUGUUAGUACAAGGCGUGCUGAUGGGUAUUGUCAUGGGCCUCCUUCAAUUUCCGGCUUUCGCAGCUGUCUCUCAGUACUUCGACAAGAAGCGAGCAGCAGCUCUCGGAGUUGUCGUGUCCGGGUCAUCAAUUGGCGGUGUUAUCAUUCCCAUCGUUCUCUCCGAGCUAUUAAACAGCUCAUCUUUGGGAUUUGGGUGGUCCGUACGCAUCGUCGGCUUUCUCAUCCUACCGUUCAUGAUUUUCGCCGUCGCGACUGUCCGCGCCCGACUCCCGCCAAGAAAGAGCAGUUUCUGGAUCCCGUCUGCAUAUAAGAACAAGACGUACAUGCUACUCAUCGCUGUGCUGUUCUUUAUGUUCAUCGGAAUGUUCACGCCAUUGUUCUACCUGCCUACCUACGCCGUGAGUAGAGGUAUGAAUCCGACAUUGGCGGGAUAUCUGCUCGCUAUCCUCAACGCCGCCUCUACAUUCGGUCGGAUCAUUCCCGGAGUUCUUGCAGACAAGUACGGCAGACUCAACAUGUUCGCGCUUGGGGGAAUCGUUAGUGGCGUCAUCAUCUUCUUUAUGAACUCGGUAACGGACAACGCUGGACUGAUCGUUUAUGCGGCCUUUUUUGGCUUCGCAUCGGGAACCAUUAUUUCCGGCGCCUCUGCUGCCUUUUCGACGUGCACUAGUGAUCCCAGGGACAUCGGCACUUAUAUGGGCAUGGGUAUGUCCAUCAGUGCCCUGGGCGGACUCAUUGGACCACCCAUCAAUGGUGUCAUGGUAGAUCGGUACCAGAGUUUCUUCCAGGUAGCGAUGCUCAGCGGCACACUGUGUGUUGUUGGUGGGAUUAUUGCAGCAUUGACCAAAUUAACAACCAAGCAAGGGAUGCUUGGGAGGGCUUGAAGUGAUCGCUGAGGAUCACCAAUAGUGGUAAUGGUCAAGGAAAGACAAGACAACAUUAAAACGAAAGCGUGUUCUACGAGCUGGAUGGCGAUCGUGAAUCGUGCCGAUGUUUCCGAUUUAUGAGUCGUCGUCUGGGCGAGAUUCUUCAACCUAAACACACUCAAGUUGUGGUUCGAAGGGCAAGUCAUGAAAAUUCACGAGUGCAACUCCUGUAAAGUACUGC
Messenger RNA from Dissoconium aciculare CBS 342.82, 1918 nucleotides. RefSeq names its product monocarboxylate permease-like protein. NCBI's taxonomy places the organism in Eukaryota, Fungi, Ascomycota, Dothideomycetes, Mycosphaerellales, Dissoconiaceae. Gene Ontology annotation, cellular component: fungal-type vacuole membrane. Gene Ontology annotation, molecular function: transmembrane transporter activity. Gene Ontology annotation, biological process: transmembrane transport. Bases 349 to 1695 code for a protein of 448 amino acids. The record is from RefSeq and is a predicted model, not a curated record. The transcript is spliced from 3 exons.